AUGAAUAUAGCUGCAAUAAAGUUUAGGGGAACGAACGCAGUGACCAAUUUCGAGAUGAGUCGUUACGAUAUGGAAGCCAUUGCCAAGAGUUCCCUUCCAGUUGGUAGGACAACCAAGCACUUGAAACUCUCACUCGAAGCCAAAGGAAAACCUCCUACUAAUGCUAACCCCCUUCAGCAGCCCAUAUCCACCAUUCCAUGUAGAAUACCAUUUGAUGUCAACUUCUUCCACCACCUCCAUCCCACUAAUGUAGGUGUCUCCGCUGCUGCCCCGACCAUGUUGCUGAUAGCUACAAAGGAAGAGCAGCUGGAGUGGAGCAAAGGAAACUUCGAGCAAUCGUGA
This is a messenger RNA of Fraxinus pennsylvanica, 342 nucleotides long. Lineage: Eukaryota; Viridiplantae; Streptophyta; Magnoliopsida; Lamiales; Oleaceae. The record is from the annotation of a GenBank genome assembly.